AUGAAGCUCAACAAUGAGACGGUGACGAUCGAGCUCAAGAACGGCACAGUCGUCAACGGCACCAUCACCGGUGCGUUUGGCCAUGCAGCCAGCGAGGACACCAUGCAACAUCCGCAACCUCGUACUUAAUCAACUCUGCAUCCUUUUCGCAGGUGUCGACCUCUCGAUGAACACGCACUUGAAGGCGGUCAAGAUGACCGUGCGCAACCAGGAACCCCAAUCGCUCGACUCGUUAGCGAUCCGAGGCAACAACGUGCGCUACUUCAUCCUCCCCGACUCGUUACCGUUGGACACGCUCUUGAUUGACGACGCACCGAAACCAAAGAAGCGAAAGGAUGUACGUGCUUUCAGCGUUGGAAGCGAGAGUCUGCGUUCAACUUCGAUUUGCUGACUUGGGCUCGCUUUUCGGUUUUCAGGGUGGCUCCGGAGCUGGUCGAGGACGCGUCAAGGAAGUGCUGCGAGGUGGUCGUGGUCGUGGCCGUGGCCGUGGUCGCGGUAGGGGGCUGUAG
Molecule: messenger RNA, 509 nt
Organism: Microbotryum saponariae
Lineage: Eukaryota; Fungi; Basidiomycota; Microbotryomycetes; Microbotryales; Microbotryaceae
Source: the annotation of a GenBank genome assembly